ACGUGCAAUGCAGCAGCGGUUGCGUUUUACCUCAACGCCACGCUUCUCCUCCCGCGCUUCCUCUCCUUCUCCUCAGCCAGGUAUCGGAGCAGCAGUUCCCCCGGGAGGUGCCGUUGCAGCUCUUUCUGCGCCUGGUGCCGCUGAUGAGGCGCGUGGGGCUCCUCCACUUCCACGGCUUCCUCAACGCCCUCGCCUCCGACCCCAUGCCACUGCAUGUUCAGCGCCUGCGUUGUCGAUGCAUGUUUCACGCCCUCACCUUCCUGCCAGCCGUCCAUGCCACCGCCCAGCUGGCCAUCCAACGGCUGAGAUCAGCCGCUGGGGCGCUGCCACGUGUGCAAGAGCAGUGGAUGGACGGCGAGGAUGAAGCAGGGAAGCACGGUGCUGGGAAUGGGGAAAAUCGGGGCAAAAAAUAUGAAAGAGAAAGGAUGGAAGGCCAGGUUGAGAGCCAGGAGAAAAUUCAGGUGAAAGGUCAGGUGAAUGGCACAUCUGGUCAGGUGCACACGGACAUAGGCCAUUUGAGUUCUCAAGAGCCAGACCCCUCAGCAGGCAUCCCUCGCUACGUGGCCGCUCACAUCCCCUUCGAUGCCGGCCAAGAGCGGGACGAAGCAGAGGAGGAGGCGGAGCAGCUGAGGGACAUCCGGCAGCUGCUGUUCCCCGUGCUGCACGCAUUCGAGCAGCAGGGCCGCCUCAACGCCCCCGACUGGUACCGCCGCAUCGGCCGCUGCCCCGUGGCCCCUGAGGAGGCUGCUCUUGUGCUGGCGGGCAUGGGCGUGGGGAGAUUGCGCCCGGUGUUCCUCGUGGGGGUGUCCGCUGAGCCGUGCAGGCUUGUGCUUGGGGGUGAAGGGGUGCUGAGCGGUGGGGAUGGCGGGAUGCAGGGUGGGAGGGAGGAAGAGUGGCGGGAGGGGGGGCGACAAGGGGUUGCGUGGGAGGAGGAGCAGGAGCAGGAGGAACGGAUGAGGGGCCAGCAGGAGGAGCAGCUGAGGGGGCAGGGCAGGCGGUGGUUCAACGGAUGCCGGCGGUUGGAAGCAGUGCGAGCGCUCUUCCCCUCCAUCGCGUCCAUUGAUACCCUCCUCUCCCCACAAGAGAUCGCCCCCUUCUCGCACUCGCCUCUCCUGAUCACCGCCCUUGAAACCAUCGUGGCCGGCGAAUCAGAUCUCUUCCUUGCAGCGGACGGCAGCAGCCAGCUGGCAGCACUCGUGGCUGGGCGGCGAAUGUACAUCGGUGCCAGAUCAGACAAAGGAUCUGAUUGCAGGACCAGUGGCUGUACUCCUACCAACGAAUCUGGUUACCAGCAUGGUUACAGGCCGUCCGUGCGAAUCAACCGCGCCCAGCUGGCGGAGGAUCUGGGCGGCGGGAAAGUUUUGCGGGCGGGGGAAGAGUGGAUUGGGGAUGCAGAGGAGAGGGUGAUGGAGUGGGAGGAGGUGGAGGAGCGAACUUCGUGCGAAUGCGAAUGGUUCCAUUCCCCCCCUGCUUGCCUCCCCUCCCGCCAGAGCCUGUACGACAUGGGCAGCAAUCUGCUCACCCGCGUGCUGAGCGGCGGCGACAUGUCCGGCAUGCCUACAGCGUCUGGCGAGGUGUCGGACCUCGUCGGCCGCCCGCUCUUCUUCGCCCUCCACAACUGGUUCCUCGAGCUAGGAGGCGUGUACCGUCUUGCCUUCGGCCCCAAGGCCUUCGUGGUCAUCUCGGAUCCAAUCGUUGCGCGCCACGUGCUCAAAGAGAACCCCUUCGCCUACGAUAAGGGCAUGUUGGCGGAGCUGCUGGAGCCCAUCAUGGGCAAGGGGCUCAUCCCCGCUGACUUUGACACGUGGAAGCAGCGCAGACGAGCCAUUGUGCCCGGCUUCCAUGCAGCGUAUCUCGAGGCCAUGGCUCUGGUAUUCUCGGAGUGCUCCAAGCGCUCUGUCGACAAGCUGCAAGCCUUGUGCGACGAAGGCGGUGCCGGGGCUGAUGCUGAGGGCGUGCGGGUGGACAUGGAAUCGGAGUAUUCGUCCAUAGCGCUGGACAUCAUCGGCAUCUCCGUGUUCAACUAUGACUUUGGGUCCGUCACUCGCGAGUCGCCGGUGAUCAAGGCGGUGUACGGCACGCUGUCCGAGGCCGAGCACCGCGCUACUUUCUACAUCCCCUACUGGAACAUCCCCUUAAUAAGCCUGGUGGUGCCGCGGCAGAUGAAGUUCCAGCAGGACCUCAAGGUGGUCAACGACUGCCUGGACGACCUCAUCACGCGUGCGCGCUCCACUCGCCAGGAGGACGACCUAGAGGCGCUGCAGCAGAGGGACUACAGCAAGGUGCGGGACGCCAGCCUGCUGCGCUUCCUGGUGGACCUGAGGGGGGAGGACUGCGAUGACAAGCAGCUGAGGGACGACCUCAUGACCAUGCUCGUGGCCGGGCAUGAGACCACCGCUGCUGUUCUCACCUGGGCUACCUACAUGCUUGCUCAGAACCCACAUGUGCUUGCGAAGCUACAGGAGGAGGUGGACACAGUGCUGGGCGACCGACUGGCCACUCUGCAAGACAUCAAGUCCCUCGAGUACACCCGCCUAGUGGUGUCAGAGGCUCUCAGGCUCUACCCCCAACCGCCGCUGCUCAUUCGUCGCGCGCUGGCCAAUGACCAUCUGCCACCUGGGUACAACGGCAAUCCCGAGGGCUACAAUCUUCCCAAGGGCACCGACCUCUUUGUCUCUGUGUUCAACAUCAACCGCUCGCCGCACUACUGGGAGAAUCCGGAGGAGUUUCGGCCGGAGAGGUUUUUGGAGAGGAGGAGUGGCGAUGGCAUCCCCGGAUGGGAUGGGUACGACCCUGACAGGCUGGCAGGGGCGCUUUACCCCAACGAGGUGGCGUCUGAUUUCGCCUUCCUCCCAUUCGGCGGCGGCCCGCGCAAGUGUGUGGGGGACCAGUUCGCGCUGAUGGAGUCCACAGUGGCGCUCGCCAUGAUCCUCCGCCGCUUCAACGUGCGCCUUGACGGGCCGCCAGAGGAUACAGAGAUGGUCAUGGGGGCGACCAUGCACACCAAGUCUGGGCUCUGGUGCCGACUUACCCCCAGGGGAGACACGGCUGUGGCUGCUGAUGCCGCCACUGCUUCUGCAACUGCGAAUGCAUGA
This is a messenger RNA of Closterium sp. Naga37s-1, 3095 nucleotides long. Lineage: Eukaryota; Viridiplantae; Streptophyta; Zygnematophyceae; Desmidiales; Closteriaceae. The record is from the annotation of a GenBank genome assembly.